Radiomyces spectabilis is the source of this 4380-nucleotide messenger RNA. RefSeq names its product S-adenosyl-L-methionine-dependent methyltransferase. Lineage: Eukaryota; Fungi; Mucoromycota; Mucoromycetes; Mucorales; Radiomycetaceae. Gene Ontology annotation, molecular function: DNA (cytosine-5-)-methyltransferase activity; chromatin binding. Gene Ontology annotation, cellular component: nucleus. Bases 427 to 4065 code for a protein of 1212 amino acids. The transcript has 6 exons. The record is from RefSeq and is a predicted model, not a curated record.
UCGCUUAUUCUUGUCGCGUGGUACUUUGUCGCGUUAUUCGGCCGCAUGACAAACCCAGAUUACAAUGAGCUUGUGAGAAAAGAAUAUCCAACUAUAUACAAUCGAUUCCUGUCCAAAGAUUCUUAUUUAUCUCCAAGCAGCGUCUAUCAUGUCUUGGAACAAAACAACUUUGAUAUUAAAAAUGCAACUUCGGAACUGAAGAAAACUGAACUGAAUGCGAGAAGAAAAGGCAAAUAUAAGGAGCAAACGCGAAGAUCCACUCGGUCAACUCCCGUCAACCAAGAUGAGGAGAUGGAACAAGGUACAGUGGACCGUAGUAAGUGAAUCCCAAAAAGCAGAGAUUAGCGGAAUAGCUAAAUAAUAGCAGUAGCAAAAAUAGUCUUGCAAGAUCAAAGCAAUCAAGUGGGUUCCGACCGUGAUGUGGUGAUGGAUACAAACGAAGAGAAGCAACGUCCGAAACGGGGAAAAAGAAAUUCGACGGCUGCCAGUCCAUCGACCGCAGCAAAGAAACUAAAAGCAGAAGCGCAAUAUUUUGAGUCACCUCCGGAUACAGUCGUCGAAAGUGAAAAUCUCGAAGUGAUGGGCGAACAGACCGAAGAGGAAUCAGCCGACGAUCAUACGCUGCCAAUGCGCACUCUUGAUAACUUUGUUCUUUACGACGUUAACGAUGGUCAGCGUUUGAGAACCCUGGACGAUAUUGGACGUCAUAAUAUGGACAUCCGUGCCUUUGGAGACGUCGCCGCCAUUUAUGAAGAAGCCGAUGAUGAAGAGAUAGACGACGAAGACGAUGAUGGCGAACCUCUUGGUAGCAGUCCAGUCACCACCCCAGUUCAUUUGACGUGUAUUUUCUUUUGGCAAGUGUAUAUGAAUGCUGACGGUUGCGGCGAAAUCUGGUUGCAAACACAGUAUGGCUGGUAUAAAUUGUUGUGUCCGGCUCCUGAAUAUGCAUCCUACUAUGAUCCAAUUUUCACUCGAGUCUCGAUCGCCAACAUUGCCGAAACGGUGCUCCAUGCGAACAAGAAAGCUACAUAUAGUGGUUUCAUUAAAAAGCUUAGAGAAAGCGAUGGCAGCUCCUCGUCGUCCAACGAACGAAGAUACUAUAUACCUUUGACGGAGGAAGGAGUGCACCAACAUUUGCGUUUCAUCGUGGAAGAGUUGACUAUCUGGGCAGACGAAAACGAUGAACCAGCGAUUCACUUUAGUCCGCUCAUGAAAAAGCUGGUGGAGCUCCAAAAGCAACGGCAAAAAUCCAAACGAAAGAGAGCAGUCUCGGAUGAGCUUGCCGAGGAUACUGACAAUCGUCGCACUGUACGUAAUAUCAACCUCUCGGUGCUGCAAAAUCCCAACCCUACCUGUGUGACUACACAUAUUGCGACGAUCGCAAAAGAUAUGUUUGCACGACGUCUCGUUUCUAUUAGCGAAGCGGCCACCGAAGCGGUAACUGAAGCGGUGACGUCCUCGUCUCGAGAUAUAGACGAACAUGAGCAAGAAAAGUUAUUCUACAAGUCGUACACAUCAGAGGUGAAGUGGUCCGGUAAAAUCGUGGUCAAGGAAGACGAUCGUGCCUAUUAUGAAGAGGCGGUCAUUGACGGCGAGAAAAUCAAAGUCGGCGAUCAUGUGUACAUGCGAAACGAUUCGGACGAACCGUGGUUUGCACAAAUUAUGUACAUGUACGAAGACAAGAAAACCCGGGAACUCAUGUUCCACGCCCGUUAUUUUUCCCAUGGUAAAGAAACGGUGCUUCAGGAAUUUGCCGGGAAAAAAGAGUUGUUCCUUUUGGACGAUUGCAGUAAUAACAACCUCAAUUGUAUCAUGGGAAAAUGCAACCUUGUUCAUCUGAAUACGGAUGAGAAAGAACCCAUGGACGUCGCAAAGAAGAACUGGUGGUUUUACAGAUAUUGGUACGAUACAAACCGCGCUGUAUUCGAAGAUGCGAGACGCCACGAGGAAACCCAGAAUGCCAACCAUCACCGAAUCCCAUGUCUUUCGUGUGAACGACGAUGCCGAAAAUCCGAAUCCGAAACCGUUCAACUGAUCGACGAGAAAAAUAUUGACCGUGGUUUUGCAUAUAUGAAGCAAGAAUAUCAUUUGCAUGAUUUCGUUUAUAUGACCACGGGCAAGCCUAACGAACCGUACCAAAUUGGUCAGAUCGUCGGUCUACAAAAACAGUCGGCAAAGCAGUCUCCCGCAUCUAGUCCUGUGCCUCGAAAUAGACGUGGCCGCAAAAAUAACAACGUUGUGAAAGAAUCAAUUUCACCGAUUCAGGCAAAAGUUCGACUUUUCCAACGACAGGCCCUUAUCUCAACUCUGAAUCAUUAUGACGUAUCGAGUAAUCCUGAUGUACCGACCAAGGAUGCUCAUGAGCUAUUGGCUACGAACGAAUUGCAGACGGUGGAUGUACUAUGCUUCGAAGGUACAUGCUGGGUGCAACAUAUCGAUCGUAUAGACGAUUUGCAAGCUUACAAGGAUGGCGCGGAUUCGUUCUACAUACGCUCAAAAAUGACUGACGAUGGAGUCACGACGCUUGACGCCAAUAGCGUCACCUGUUGUGAGGUAUGCAAGGCUGGCCGCAAGGCAAGACUAGAGAAGGAAGCAUCUUUCGACAAUACGAAGCGUCGCCUCAUUAGUCUCGAUAUCUUUUCCGGCUGUGGCGGUUUAACUUGUGGUAUGGACAUGACGGGCGUAGUGGAAACCAAGUAUGCGAUUGAAUUUUCGCCGAGCGCUUCGUUGAGUUUCGAGAAGAACUUCCCCGGUGCCGUUGCAUAUAACCAAUGUGCCAAUAUUCUAUUACAACGAGCCAUUGCCCUCCACGCACAAAAUGAAACGUUGGAACCCAUGUUGGAUCACUUGGGACGUCCUUUGAAAGAUAUGCCUGCUCCGGGCGAGAUUGAUUUCAUCUAUUGCGGACCGCCAUGCCAAGGUUUCAGUGGUAUCAACCGAUUUAAGAAGGCCGAUGAUAUCAAAAAUACCCUGGUAUGCACAGCCCUUAGUUAUGUUGAUUUUUAUAAGCCGACCUAUUUCCUCUUGGAAAAUGUGCGCGGCUUGAUCAACUUCAAACUUGGCGGUGAACAAAUUGGCGAAAACAAAAUUCAAGGAGGUAUCCAAAUGGGUGUAGUAAAAUACAUCUUGCGAACCUUGACAAGUAUGGGUUAUCAAACACGAUUCAGUAUUCAGCAAGCAGGUCAUUAUGGUGUGGCUCAAAGUCGUCGUCGAUUGUUUAUCUGGGGUGCGAAGAUUGGCCAUACUUUGCCUGAUUUCCCUAAACCCAUUACCUGCUUCCCGAAAAACUCGACUCUGGCAGUCAGCUUGCCUGACGGUACCAGUUUCAACUACAUCCGUAGAACCAAUGGUCAGGCACCGCUGCCCACAGUUACUGUGGGCGAUUGCAUUUCUGAACUACCAGCGUUCGAAUACGAGAAUACAAAUUCCGUUUACCCCAAGGAUGACUCAGAACCACCGUCCACCGUGAAACAGCUGAAAGCUUGCAAUCAAGGCAUCGUGGGCCCUAUUGUUCAGAUGUACAAUCGACCUCCCUUGACCGAUUUCCAAAACUGGGUUCGAAAGAAUUCUGAUCAACUACACAAUCAUUUUACAAGAGCCUUCAAUGCUAUCAAUGUCGAACGUAUCUACAACAUUAGAAUGGAAGCCGGGGCUGAUCAUUCUUCAUUACCUGAAAAGCUCAAGCCAUGGUGUCUUUCACAUAACGAUUCAGCAGCAGCACGUCAUAAUGGUUGGAAGGGCUUGUAUGGUAGACUGGAUUUCAAUGGACAAUUCCAAACGACGUUGACGGAAAUGUCGCCAAUGGGCAAACAGGGGACUGUUAUCCAUCCAAAUCAACGUCGUGUUCUUACGGUUCGCGAAUGUGCUCGUGCUCAAGGAUUCCCCGAUGUAUUCAUUUUUUGUAGUACAUCCGCUGACGGUACCAAUGGCGCUGUAAGAGAUAUGUAUCGACAAGUGGGUAAUGCGGUCCCGGUGUUACUGGCUUUGGCCCUUGGCAAGAAGUUAAAGGAGGCAAUGAUUCAAGACUGGUGUGAAAGUGGAAAUGGCCAACAACAGAUAGAAUAACGAUAAGUAGUGCUCAAGAUCAAUUUAUUCCAUCUCUCUCUAUGUACGACGGCGCAAUCAUUUCAUUCAGUGCAUUUAUUCAUCACCCAAAAAAUUAUCGUUCAUCAUUAUUAAGAAUCAAGGCUUCUCCAUCUUUUCUCAUCUCUGUGCUGCAUUGUUGAAUCAGCUCUCAAGUCAGGCUGCUCCUUCAUCAGUCGAGUGAGCUUUCACCAUCAGUGUAUCAUAGUGAGUAUAAAGGCACCUAACAAGUAACCAAAUGCGUUUCGGCAAGCUACUUGUUACUGGACGCCGACGUCUUGCAUUCAUCGGCAUUCG